UGCCAGGCUCGCUAAAGAAACGGGUUACCUAGGUGUGUUCGGACAGUUUCGCACACAAUAUAUCGGUCCAACAGCAUAGGAUAUCACUGGCCAUGUAGAGAUGCCAAAACUUUCCUUUUCAAAGAUCCGGAUUUACGAGUUUAAGGAUUUCAUUCAGAAUGCAAAGCAUCCCAGACGGAUGGAUAUCCUUCUGAGUCCAAGGAAGCGAAGGAGAGAUGUUAAGUGUGUUGUGGUGAGAGACACACAGGCAAAGGCCAGUCCCUCAACACUCAGCUCCCGAGAGGACAGCAUACUCGAUUCCAGCUUGGAGGCAAUGUUAAGAGAUCAGAAACAGCUGGCUGCCUUCCGUGCCUUCCUGCGCUCGGAGUUCAGUGAGGAGAACUUGGACUUCUGGCUGGCCUGUGAGGCCUUCAGGGAUACCAGCUCCUCAGGGGAACGCGGCUGGAAGGCAGAACACAUCUACCAGGAGUUCCUUCACCCCAACGCACGGAGAGAGGUUAACGUGGACCACUUGACCAGGGAGAAGAUCCAGGGCCUCCUGGCAGAGCAGCGGCCCCCGGCCUGGUGCUUCGCCGAGGCCCAGAGAAACAUCUACCUGCUGAUGGAGAGGGACACCUGGCCCCGCUUCCUUCGCUCUGGUGCCUGUAACGGUCUGAGUCAAAAGACCAGCACCGUGUGGUACAUCUAACCCCUCCAGGCUGAGCAAUGGUGUGUGGGAAAUAUGACUGAAAUAUGGCCAGAUAUGGGGAAUAUUAUUUAAAGUUCUUGGAAUAUAUUCUUGGAAUUUAUUCUUGGAUUUCUAUUCUUGGAAUUUGUUCUUCGAAUUGAUUGGGCGACCUAGUUCCAGUAAACUGUGUAUCCGACAAAUUAUUUGGGGCAUUAUUAUAAAGGAAAAAUCAUUACAGUUUCUGUCUACUGUUUACAUAUAUUUCGGUUGAGAUAAGAUUAACGGGAAUUAAGGAAUGUGAUUUUUUAUUAAAUUAUUUUAAAUUAAACCCUAGUGACAAAAUGAAUACUUUGAUUGAGGUCAAGAUUAAGAUGUCUUAUCCCUUCAAGUAAAAGCUAACACUAAGGCCACUUUUAUUCUAUAAAUUAUUGUAUGAUACAUUGAAAUGUGGGUGGAACGAUCAUGAAGGGAAGGUUGAGGGGGGAGACAGGUGAAAAACUGAAAAGCUUGAGUAUGUGUCAGGAUGGAAGUGAAGUAGUACUGUGAGAGAGCACAACUUCUGAACUUAUACAGGAGAUAGGGAUGGAGAUGAGCAAUGGAAUUAGUGAUGUUUGUUAUAAGUUGAGUUUGAAGACAGUUAUUAAAAAAUAUACCUGAGCUGUCAAUAUUUUGGGUAGGUGAUCAAUGAAUUCUGCUAAACAAAGAACGAGAAACGAGGAAUAGCAGUUAAUGUUACGAUUAGGGCUACUUCAUUUCAAUCUUCAUUACUUUUGUAUAAUGUAGCCGAUAAAACCUGGACUUAUUUGUAACCCCACUUAAAAGACUGUGUGUGCGAACGUUCUUGUUGAUUAGUAAUAAAUCAGGAGGUCAUGACUGAAAUGUUAAAUUUUGUCCUCUUCUAUGACACAGAAAAGAUGUGAGAGGUGUGUAUGUGUGUGCGCGUGCGUGUGUGUGU
Gadus chalcogrammus (walleye pollock) is the source of this 1622-nucleotide messenger RNA. RefSeq names its product regulator of G-protein signaling 8-like. The record is from RefSeq and is a predicted model, not a curated record. NCBI's taxonomy places the organism in Eukaryota, Metazoa, Chordata, Actinopteri, Gadiformes, Gadidae. The transcript has 5 exons. The coding region runs from base 101 to 688 and encodes 195 amino acids.